UGUGAGCGCGUCAGUUUUUAGGCAUUAACUAGCUAACGUCCACAGAUCUCUCUGUGCCGAAAUUGCCGUUGUGUGUAAUAAAAUUUGUUUAUACAAUAUUUAAGUGAUGUAAUUAAAUAUUAAGGUGUAUCGUUUUUGUUUUAAUGUGCAAAUAAUUAUUUUUAAUAAAAAGCAUUUCAAUUUGCGAAAGGGUGCAAUAAGCUGGAAAUAAAAUCUUCAGUAAAAGCAGCAACCAUACCGAAUAGAAAAUACCGAAAACAUUGUAAUCAAAGACGAAAACCGAAUUUGACUGCAAUAAUGUCGAAAUUCUGGGCCGCCUUAACCCGACGAAAAACGGAUGAUGUCGUAGAAAACGAAUCACAAUUGGCACGUGUUCUCAAUCUCUUCGAUUUGACUGCACUCGGUGUGGGCAGUACUCUCGGUCUGGGCGUAUAUGUACUCGCUGGUUCAGUCGCCUACAAUAUUGCCGGUCCAGCUGUGACCAUAUCAUUUCUUAUCGCUGCGCUUGCUUCCGCUUUUGCGGGCAUUUGUUAUGCUGAAUUUGCAGCACGUGUGCCAAAAGCGGGCUCUGCAUACGUUUACAGCUAUGUAACAAUUGGCGAAUUCGUAGCGUUCACUAUUGGUUGGAAUCUGAUAUUGGAAUAUGUGAUUGGUACCGCCAGUGUAGCUCGAGGUCUGAGCGGCUACUUUGAUGCGCUCAUCGAUAAUAGUAUGUCGAAGGCGUUGACAGAGGCUAUACCUAUGCAUGUGGACUUCUUAGCAAAGUAUCCAGACUUCUUGGCUAUGGGUGUAAUUUUGCUGCUGGCGGCAUUACUUGCCUUUGGUGUGAAAGAGUCCAGUUUUUUGAAUAAUAUUUUCACAACUGUAAAUCUGAUCACCAUUGCCAUAGUAUUAGUUGCUGGUGCUAUAAAUGCUAAUCCCGCUAACUGGAGUAUACCAAAAGAUGAUGUACCCGAGACAGACAAUAAUAAUUUUGGCAGUGGCGGUUUUAUGCCAUUCGGUAUUGCCGGUGUUAUGACUGGUGCCGCGAAAUGUUUUUAUGGGUUUGUAGGCUUUGAUUGUAUAGCCACAACUGGAGAAGAGGCAAUUAAUCCAAAGCGCAAUAUUCCACUUGCCAUCGUCAUUUCAUUGAUCAUCAUAUUCUUGUCUUACUUCGGCAUUUCGACGGUACUUACUAUGAUGGUGCCUUACUUCGAACUGGAUAAAGAUGCACCAUUCCCGAAGGCUUUUGACGACAUUGGUUGGUCCGCUGUUAAGUGGAUCGUUACAAUUGGCGCAGUCUUUGCCUUGACCACAAGUUUGUUGGGUGCUAUGUUUCCCUUGCCGCGUGUACUUUAUGCUAUGGGCAACGACGGAAUUCUCUUCAAAUCAUUUUCAAAAGUACAUAACUACACCCAAACGCCAUUGUUGGCAACAAUUAUCUCGGGAAUUUUUGCGGGUAUUAUGGCGCUUAUUUUCGAUCUGGACCAGCUGAUCGACAUGAUGUCCAUUGGUACACUAUUGGCUUACACAAUUGUAGCCAUAUGUGUGCUCGUACUGCGCUAUCAGGAUGAAGAUAUGGAUACGAAGACAAUCUCCGUUAGUUGUCCCAAAGUUAUACGUCAAUUCUUCAAUGGCAAUUCGUAUCGUGAACCAAAUUUAUUUACAUCACGUAUUACAAAAAUAGCUGUCGUAGUAUUUGCGCUGGUGUGCAUCGUCUGGGAUAUAGUUGAGGCGCUUUGCGGCGUGACUUCUACAGCUGGUGCAGUGGCGCUAGGCGUUAUUGGCGUUCUGUUAAUAUUUAUUGUGGUUAUAAUCGGCAUGCAACCGGUCUCGACAAUUGAGUUAACUUUCAAAGUGCCACUAGUGCCAUUCAUACCCUGUUUAAGUGUUUUCGUCAAUGUUUAUUUGAUGUUCCAAUUGGACGUGAAUACUUGGAUACGUUUUCUCGUAUGGGUUGCCAUUGGCUAUGCGAUUUACUUCAGCUAUGGUCUGCGUAAUUCUACACAGGUGACGCGGAACCGUAACCACGCCGAAGCAGCGAUAAGAAUGCAACACACGAAUCAGGCAUUUGAACCGGACUGGAAGGUGGAGAACGGUGUUAAUCGGGUUGCGGAAAAGCAGUAG
Molecule: messenger RNA, 2106 nt
Organism: Bactrocera latifrons
Lineage: Eukaryota; Metazoa; Arthropoda; Insecta; Diptera; Tephritidae
Gene: slif
Product: cationic amino acid transporter 3
Exons: 6
Coding region: 298-2106 (602 amino acids)
Biological process (GO): amino acid transport; transmembrane transport
Cellular component (GO): plasma membrane
Molecular function (GO): amino acid transmembrane transporter activity
Source: RefSeq, a predicted model, not a curated record